Messenger RNA from Emiliania huxleyi CCMP1516, 303 nucleotides. RefSeq lists its product as hypothetical. The record is from RefSeq and is a predicted model, not a curated record. NCBI's taxonomy places the organism in Eukaryota, Haptophyta, Isochrysidales, Noelaerhabdaceae. Gene Ontology annotation, biological process: alkane catabolic process. The transcript has 3 exons. The annotation marks the transcript as partial. Gene Ontology annotation, molecular function: iron ion binding; electron transfer activity.
ACGGAGAAGGAGAAGGAGAUUGCACGGCUGCGCGCGGCGGAGGUCUUCAUGCGCAAGGAGAAUGGCGACGCCUCGUGCACUGUCUGCGGGUACAAAUACAAAAUGGCCACCGGCGCGGGCAUGACCGCGCCGCCCAGCACGCCCUUCGACCUGCUCGGCGACUCGUGGACCUGCCCGCAGUGCAAGUCGCCAAAGGCGUUCUUCACGCCAGACACGAUUGAGAUCGCCGGCUUUGAGGACAACCAAUCGUACGGCUUUGGGACAAACACGUGGACAGAGUCGCAAAAGUCGAACGCAAUCUUC